Messenger RNA from Cydia fagiglandana, 4108 nucleotides. It is a transcript of the gene Ubqn, whose product is annotated as ubiquilin-1. Gene Ontology annotation, biological process: ubiquitin-dependent protein catabolic process. Gene Ontology annotation, cellular component: cytosol. The record is from RefSeq and is a predicted model, not a curated record. The transcript is spliced from 12 exons. Lineage: Eukaryota; Metazoa; Arthropoda; Insecta; Lepidoptera; Tortricidae. Bases 77 to 1738 code for a protein of 553 amino acids. Gene Ontology annotation, molecular function: polyubiquitin modification-dependent protein binding.
CUAAAUAGUGUGAUUUCAAAGGCAUGGCAACACUAAAAUUCCAUAGACAAAUAAAUCUGUCAUAGACAAGAAAUUUAUGAGCCGUCAAGUCAAGUCAACGAGAGUCGUCAAAUUCUAUAGUGCUUGUACAUAUUUUCAGUUUUCCGCCAAAGUCCAGAGUCAUCUAUCUAUAUUUGCCAAAAUGGCAGAAGGCCAAGAUGAUCCCAAAAAAAUCACAAUUACAGUAAAAACCCCAAAAGAAAAACAACAAGUGGACAUCGAAGAAGAUGCCGACAUUAGAAAAUUGAAGGAAGCGCUCGGACCCCGGUUCGGAGCGGAACCGGAGCAGCUAUGUCUUAUCUUUGCCGGAAAGAUUAUGAACGAUGCCGACACGCUGAAGCAGCACAACAUCAAGGACGGGCUGACAGUCCACCUCGUGAUCAAGACGCCGCCGCGGCCCGAGCCGGAGGGCGGCCCGCGCCGACCCCCAGCUGAUAUUGGAGCCACUCCAUUUGGAUUGAACUCAUUAGGAGGGUUAGCUGGGCUUGAGAGCUUGGGUCUUGGACAGAGCACUUUUAUGGACUUACAGGCCCGCAUGCAACAAGAGCUCCUGUCCAACCCCGACAUGCUGCGCCAGGUGCUGGACAACCCGCUGGUCCAGCAGAUGAUGAAUGACCCCGAGAACAUGCGCACGCUCAUCACCUCCAACCCGCAGAUGCAGGACCUUAUGGCUAGGAACCCAGAGAUCAGCCACAUGCUGAACAACCCCGAGCUGCUGCGGCAGACCAUGGAGCUGGCGCGCAACCCCGCCAUGCUGCAGGAGCUCAUGCGCUCCCACGACCGCGCGCUAUCCAACCUCGAGAGCAUCCCGGGAGGAUACAACGCAUUGCAACGCAUGUACCGCGACAUACAAGAGCCCAUGCUGAACGCGGCCAGCAGUAUGGCCGGAAAUCCCUUCUCGGGGCUAGUGGAUAAUUCGGACGGUACAAACCCGCAACAAGGCGCGGAGAACCGUCAGCCGCUGCCCAACCCUUGGCAGCGCGGCGGCGGCGGCGGCGGGGGGAGUGCCGGUGCCGGCGCCGGCGCGGGCGCCGGGCCCGGCCUCAUCAACACGCCCGGCAUGCAGUCGCUGCUGCAGCAGAUGUCCGAGAACCCGCGCCUGGUGCAGUCCAUGCUGUCCGCGCCCUACACCAACAGCAUGCUGCAGGCGCUCGCCGCCGACCCCGACAUGGCCAGCCGGCUCAUCAACCAGAACCCCAUGUUCGCGAACAACCCCCAACUUCAAGAGCAGAUGCGGACUAUGAUGCCGCAGAUGCUCGCCCAGCUACAGAACCCUGAGAUGCAGCAGAUGAUGUCUAAUCCACAGGCGCUGAACGCGCUGCUGCAGAUCCAGCAGGGCAUGGAGCAGCUGCGCACGGCGGCGCCCAGCCUCGUGUCCAACCUGGGGCUGGGCGUGGGCGCCGCCGCCGCCGCGCCGCCCGCGCCGCCGCCGCCCUCCACGCCCGCCCCGCAGGCGCGCCAGCAGCAGAACGAGGAGCUCUUCUCGCAGUUCAUGCAGCGGAUGGUAGCCGCCAUGGCCAACAACCAGAACAACUCAUCGCAACCGCCCGAGCAGCGGUACUCGCAGCAACUCGAGCAACUAGCGGCCAUGGGCUUCCUCAACAGGGAGGCAAAUCUGCAAGCUCUAAUCGCAACAUUCGGCGACGUGAACGCGGCCGUGGAGAGGCUACUGGCGCUGGGGCAGCUGUCCAUGAGCUAACACCGCGGCGCGCGCACGUACACACACACAUAGGCCGCGCAUACAUACUGCUGCUCUCCUGGUACCAGCGCCACUCGAGACUGACCGUUUGUGAACUCUAUGCCCUUGUAAUAACGUUUACAGUUGUAAAAAACCUCUUGGAUGUCUAAAAUCGUGGCACUAGGCUCCUUCUAUGCUAACCCCCUUAUUCAUAAACACCAAUUAGCUAAUAAUCGUUUGUCCUUAUCUGUCAUUUUGACUUAUGUAUUUGUCAGAAACUAAUAAAACAUAAUUUAACUAAAUCAGGCGCGUAAAGUUUUAUGAAUAAGGAGGUACGUCUGCAUGACAAGUGCUAUCAAGUAUGGCACGGCCACACAUUGUCACUGCAAAGUCAGCGUAGAUGGACUCUGGAGCUCUACCGCUAAUAUCGAAAAACGUUAUCUGCCUCUCUUUUGCUCGAAUAUGCAAGAGCGAUACAGAGACAGGUAACGUAAAAUUUCCAUAUUCGUUUUUCGCGGUAGGGCUCUGGUCCAGUCAACGAAAAUUGAAUCCACUAGAUACUAGCGGCAAUAUUAAUUCGGCUUUUGCAUAGUCUUCGAUCGAUAUAGUGUUGCCAUAUAAUUUAAUGGGUUCAACUUAGGUUGGUAUACCACCGGUCCUAUUUCUUGGUCCAAUGUGUAUUCGCGUCUCACAUUUUUUUUGAUGUAAGAGCGAGACGCAAUGACAUUGGACGAAGAAAUUGGAUAAGGUGGAAUACCAUUCUCAGCCACAUUUUGAAAUCCGAAAUGAAAGUGACUUGAUUAAAUCAUACCUAUUAUUUAUUUUCGAAGGAAUAUGUUCUGGUAAUUUCAGUUUCAAUUUACACACAGAUACGACUUUCUUUGUCCUCUUUCGAGUUUUACCCCCUUAUUCAUAAACGUUUACUAAAGUUAACAAGCCGAUAAUAAUCGUUUGUCCCUUUCCAUCAUACCAAUACGCCGGAAAGGGACAAACGAUUAUUAUCGGCUUGUUAACUUUAGUAAACGUUUGUGAAUAAGGGGGUUAUUUUUUUUAAUGGUAAAUUGCUCUCAACUAACAUGGUUGGUACGGUUUGAGAGCCAGUGUUACUAGGCUUCUGUAUAUUAAAUCUUGUUUCUAAGUUUAUGAAAAUUGUGUCUGCUGGUGUAAGAAUUACACAACACUUUAAAAUAUACAGCAACAAAUAUUUACAUUAGUAGUUGUAUAUUGCUUCCAUAUUUUUACACUCAACCAAACUUAUUAGCCACAUAUUAAAUAUAUUAAGAACGGGUCACUCACGUAUUUUAAGUCGAAAAACGCUCGACAUGUUUCACGUUGUCAUCAGGAGCUUGCGUUUACGGUGACGGACCGGCGCAGACCGCGGGCCGCAGCUCUCCGCGCCCGAUGACUCGGCACGGACGGAACAUACGGUACGGAGUGAAACAUGUCGAGCGUUUUUCGACUUAAAAUACGUGAGUGACCCGUUCUUAAUAUAUUUAAUAUGUCUGUGUCUAACGGAAGUUUUGUUAUUAGCCACAUGUUUAAUUUUUUAAUGAUUAAGUUGCUUACUAAAUAUUCUGCGAACGGUUCCGUGCUAGUUUCAGGAGAGCGGCCAUUGAUAUCUGCACUAUUUUUUAUUUACAUUGUGGUGGGAGUUGUGUGAUUAUAUUUAUCAAUAUGGCUAGAAAUGGCUCUAUCGAAACACUCGAAAAUGUUGAAUUGGAAUAAUUUUAUAAAGACUAAGUCGUUUUGUAUUGAGUUGCGUAUGGGCAUAAGUGAUACGGGGCAUUUAGUAGAGGUAGCGAGUUGUAGACUCUUGAGAACGAGGAUGACUGGUUUUCUAUAGUGCCAUUUCGAAGCCGUGGUUAGACGGGCGUGCCGCAGCGGCGCGGGGCUUGACUGUAGAUACCGUCGAGUACAUGUAAAUGUAUCUAUCCAACUGUAUAGGUGUUUCCUAUAUCGCGACUAAAAUUCAUUCCUUCUUGUUUUUUAGUUUAUAAAGGAAAUUGUUAAAAAAUAGGAAUUUCAUAAAUAUUAUAGAAAAACGUCAGUUGUUUUCUGUGUUCUAUGGUACCCCAAAGAAAUAUAGAAAUAUUUCUGAGGUAUAAUUUAUAUAGUGGUUUAUGUUAUUUUAUUUCUUCAACGAUUAAAUAUAACUUUUCAGUUGCGUUAAGUAAAUCUGUUUAUGUAAAUAUUUUCCUUUGAAAAAGUAAAUAGAUAAGGAAGCGCAAUUCAGCAAUAAUGGAUGUGUCUACAUAUGUGUCUGUUUCUAUCGUAGCAUCUAUUUUAUUAUUCAUGUUUGUAUUGUUUUCGUUUGAUUGUGAAUUACAGUUUGUCACAAAUUUAUAUUGGGGCUAGGUUGGUUUCAAAUAAAUCCGCGGCGCUAUAUUCACU